Gigantopelta aegis is the source of this 1585-nucleotide messenger RNA. Its product is annotated as bifunctional peptidase and (3S)-lysyl hydroxylase Jmjd7-like. Lineage: Eukaryota; Metazoa; Mollusca; Gastropoda; Neomphalida; Peltospiridae. The coding region runs from base 389 to 1585 and encodes 398 amino acids. Gene Ontology annotation, molecular function: 2-oxoglutarate-dependent dioxygenase activity. The transcript has 3 exons. The record is from RefSeq and is a predicted model, not a curated record.
GCUAAUUUUGCAUAUCUUUGUCUCAAGAUUUCUAGUGACUGCAUGGACAGUUCUCUUUUAUUUUAAUUGUCGUUUGGUGUCAGGUGUAGAUUUAGAUUUUGUUCAUCCAUCUAGGUUGUUGUCAUUACCUGAAUCUUCUUGUUUUUUGACGCUGUCACGUUUAAAUUAUGUCAGAAACAAAAACACAAUUGGCCAUUUGGCUGACGUGUCGUUUAGACAUGAAAAGUCAGUUGGUUUUGGACUUAUAGAUUUCUCGACAUUCAAGUGGCCGAAUGGAAACAAUUUAUCUUAUGUAACUGGAAGCAACGAUGAUAGAAAUGUAUUUCUUCUCUUCAUUAAAAAUAAAAUUGACAGAUCUUGUUUACUACCAUCAAAUAUAAAAGAUAAAAUGCCUACAGAAAAGGUGUAUCAUGGACAAGUAACAAUAGAAAACUUAGUUAAUUUCUUAAACAAUAAUUGUCAUAUGUACAGAAAUUCUGAUGGAUCACUAACAGUACAGGGGAUGCAUCAUGAAUAUAUAUUGCAGAAUUUAUUUCGAGUUGAAAAUGUUUCUGAUUUGAACAUGGCAAGGUUAAUAAAAAUUCAAAUAGAAGAUGAGGAAAGCAAGCUUGCAAAGAAAGACUUGACAUAUAAAGAACAAAUAGGUUCAUCAGAAACAUGUAAACCAGAUGAAGUAUCAAAAUUAAAAUCAAAAUCAAAGAUGUUGUUUCAGCAUGAAACCCAUCUUCCUAUCCCACAAUGUGAAAAAAUACCACUGCCGUCGAGAUCGGAGUUUUUCAAUGAAUUCUUGUCCCUCUCAAAGCCGGUAAUCAUCCAAGGUGCCAUGAGUGAUUGGGCAGCUUUUAAGAAGUGGACAAAUAAAUUUCUUCGUAAAAAGUUUGGAAAUCGAACCGUUCAUGUUAAACUGACGCCAGGUGGAGAGUACGAAGGCGUAGAGAAGACGUCUCUGUGGGAGAACUUUAAAGCAUUUAAAAUCCCUCCAUCGGUGUUUCGACAGCUUCACUUCCCAGAUCUGGUCGUUGUCAGGCCAGCUACUCAAAAUGUGAAAUUUUCUGAAUUUAUGGACAUCGUAGAAUCUGUCUCAACAGGCAAGCUGAGAAAUGUGUCGGCCUAUCUGGAAUACACGUCGGUAGACCAGUAUAUGCCCGAACUGAAGAAAGACCUCAAGGAAAUGCCAUUCUUCACUGACUUGCUGGAACUGAAACAUCUUAACAUGUGGCUCAGUGAUGGUAACACUCUGGGCAAAACACACUUUGACCCAUUUGAUAAUUUUCUCUGCCAAAUAAGUGGUCAGAAGCAAGUUAUUCUGUACAGUCCCCAUGACGGAGAAAAGAUGUAUGAAGGCCACAUCCCUGAGGCUAUUCUGUCGGUGAACCGACAUAACUACACGUUCCGCAGAAAGACUCUGCUCGACAGUACGUCCAUGGUUAUGUCCCCUGUUGACAUCGUCUCUCCCGAUUUGCAAAAAUUCCCCCGGUUUGCCGAUGCCCGACCCUCUGAACUGCACAAUAAACGAAGGCGAGGUUUGUGGUUGACUCUUCAUGCCAAUGCAUUCUGGUGGCACGAGGUUCAGUCUCGACCCUAA